Molecule: messenger RNA, 1892 nt
Organism: Rhineura floridana
Lineage: Eukaryota; Metazoa; Chordata; Lepidosauria; Squamata; Rhineuridae
Exons: 2
Coding region: 1044-1664 (206 amino acids)
Source: RefSeq, a predicted model, not a curated record
UCUGCAAUAAUUUCAGUUGUUCUGCAACAUUCUCCAAGCCUUUCAGCAUGAAUCAGUACGUGACUUUUUUAUUUAUUAGGAUGAAGAAUCCAAUAAAGGCUAUUAUCCAGAGAUACUACUAGCUCUGCAUGGCAAAAGCCACUUACUGAGCUGACAAAACAAGGCAUUACUAGAGUGUCAAGGGAAGACUGCAACGUAAUUGAUAAUUCAAGCAUGUGAUUCAGUUUUAGCUUUUUUCCCCCUACUGAAGCCAACUAAGAGGGAAAAACUGAAAGCAUUAUCAAUAUGGUAUCCGCCUACGACUUCCGGGAAGGGUGACUUCGCUUGUGCCUGCUUUUGAGACGGGCUCCCGCCUCAAAAGAAGCUUAUUCAGAUAUAAAUCAGUCAGAACAUUUUUUUUUGACUGAUGAAAUUUCUCCCGGGCAGGGAGAAACGUAGAGAUCAACCUCAAAAGCCUGUUUUUGUUGGGAGGACUGGAUUUCAUUAAUUUAUGAGAAAAGGUCCAGCCAGCAAUGCCGGACGGACUUCCAAACAAGCUCUAUCUGAUUAAUGCGAUACGUUUAUCUUUUCUUCAAAGAGAAAACGGACUAACAGGCAAGCACCCUUCUUUCUAUUAUUUUUUUUACUUGGUUUAAAUUGUUGCAGCAAAAAGAGAUUUGUCAAAUGAAUCAGCUUUAAAGAACUUCUGGGUGAGCUAUAACUCUUCUCUGUUAUUCACGAAAUUAACAGCUUAUCUCUGUUUCUAUUGCAAAAAACUGUCCUGGAAGUGCAUUCUAAAGAUAUAAACAGAAGAGGGAUUUCUAUUCCGAGGAACAUUAUAUUGUCUGGGACUAUUCUCUUUUUGGUCUAUUUUAUUUUGACGCCACUAACUGUUUUGAUGCUGGGAACUAAAUUUGUUUUGUAUUCUUGAACAUAGAGAGAUAAGGCAGGCUGCUCUGUUUAUACUGUGAUGUCAUCAAGCCUGGAAUAUUAACCCAAUUGUUGCUGAAAUAAGAAGUGGUUCUUCUUUAUUUUUGUUUUGUUUUGUUUCCGUGGUUUUAAAAAUGGCAAUCAAGAAAGUGGCUGACAAUCUAGAAGUAAUUAUGUUUCAGAAAAUAAUGGAUGAGAUUGAGAUAACGAAACAAACCCUGCGACAGGGCAGUAAGGAGCUGAAAAUUGAACUGAGCAAAAUGACGCAGGAGCUUAAAGAAAUAGGGGAUCCUGUGAGAGAGGAGAAUGAGAUCAGAGAUGAGAAAAGAAAAAAUAAAGGGAAGAUACAAGCCCUGGAGAUUGGAACAAAUGUGGAAUUGGAAAAAGAUCUGGAGUUUAUGGAUAUUAGAAAUAAAAUCUACUGUUUGGAAUUUAACGUUAUCUCUGAAGAAAUUAAUGAAGAUAUUAGAGAUAAAGUUAUCAAUGGCUUGGAUAAUCUUCUGGACUGGAAUGACGUGAUGGAGCUUGAUAUAGAGAAAAUCUAUGGAAUUAACUGCAGCCAUGUGACAAUGGAAAAAUUCUCAAGAGAUGAGCCAGUGCAUUUUGUAAAAAAGAACAGAGAUAUGACUUUACAACAAUAUUUCAGCAACUUAUUCAGAAUCGAUGGCAAGAAAAUAUUUGGGAUAGAGGAAAUUCCCAUCAGACUCUUAUUAUAUGACUAUGGCUAUGACAGCAAGAUUAUUAUGGAAUACUGAUAAUGGAAGAUUGGACACUGAAAUUACUGGACUUAACAGGACUAUUGAAGAUGGAAGAUGGAAUUAAUAUGGAUAAUGGAAUAAUGGCUAUUGAAAUUAUUGGACCUAACAGAUUUUGAUGAGAUGGAUUAAUCGAUAUGUUUAUUUGGACUAUGGUUAUGACAAUAAGAUUAUUAUUAUUAUUAACGAGAUGGAUUAAUCGACAUGUUUAUUUGGAGAAAAAUUGAU